Molecule: messenger RNA, 1875 nt
Organism: Anolis carolinensis (green anole)
Lineage: Eukaryota; Metazoa; Chordata; Lepidosauria; Squamata; Anolidae
Exons: 3
Coding region: 1-1119 (372 amino acids)
Source: RefSeq, a predicted model, not a curated record
AUGGUCCGUGAAAAACUGACUAGUGCUCUUCUCCAACCUGGAACCCUUCAGACACAUUGCAGUACAACCACCAUCAUCCCUGGUCAGAGUGAGUGCUGGGCUGAAUGUGAGAUAACCAAAGACAGAAACGGCCCUCCCUCGCUCUUCUCGCUCUCCGGUCGGGAUGGGUCUCCGUCGUGGCUCUUCUCCUCCUCAUUCUCCUUCUUCUCUUUUCCUCCUCUUCUUCUCUUCCUUCUUCUCCUUCUCCUCCUCCUCCUCCUGCUGCUCCUUUUCUUCUCCUCAUUCUCCUUCUUCUCUUCCUUCUCCUCCUUCUCCUCCUCCUCUUUUUCCUCCUCCAUUUCUUCUCCUCAUUCUCCUUCUUCUCUUCUUUCUCCUCCUCCUCAUUUUCUUCUCCUUCUCAUUCUCUUUCUUCUCUUCCUUCUCCUUCUCUUCCUCCUCCUUCUCUUCCUUCUCCUCCUUCUCCUCCUCUUUUUCCCCCUCCUCGUCACUCUCCUUCUUCUCUUCCUUCUCCUCCUCCUUUUCUCCUCCUCCUUUCUCCUUCUUCUCUUCCUUCUCCUCUUUUUCCUCCUCCUUUUCUUCUCCUCCUCAUUCUCCUUCUUCUCUUCCUUCUCUUCCUUCUCCUCUUUUUCCUCCUCCUUUUCUUCUCCUCAUUCUCUUUCUUCUCUUCCUUCUCCUCUUUUUCCUCCUCCUUUUCUUCUCCUCCUCAUUCUCCUUCUUCUCUUCCUUCUCUUCCUUCUCCUCUUUUUCCUCCUCCUUUUCUUCUCCUCAUUCUCUUUCUUCUCUUCCUUCUCCUCUUUUUCCUCCUCCUUUUCUUCUCCUCCUCAUUCUCCUUCUUCUCUUCCUUCUCUUCCUUCUCCUCUUUUUCCUCCUCCAUUUCUUCUCCUCAUUCUCCUCCUUCUCUUCCUUCUCCUCUUUUUCCUCCUUUUCUUCUCCUCAUUCUCCUUCUUCUCUUCCUUGUCCUUCUCUUCCUUCUCCUCCUUCUCUUUCUCCUCUUUCUCUCUCUCUCUCUCUCUGCCUGCCUCUUCCUCUUCCCUCUCUCCUUCCCUCCCUCCUUCUUUCCCUAGGACCCCACCUCGAAAAGGGGGGGGGGCAUUGGGGGCCUGGGAGCAGCAGCCCUGAAGCGGGGACCCCCCCUCCCUUCCCCUCCCUCGCCUCCUCAGCUCCACUCCAGGCUCACUCCUUCUCCUGCCUCUUCCUUGGGGUCUGGGCCACAAACUCUUGUCCAUCGAGAGCCACCUCAGCCUUAUGGUUGCCCCCAAAGGGGCUUGAAUCCAUGGACCCCCCCCCUCCCCGCAAUACAGCGUUUUUGCCACAUUGUGGUCGCAGCUCUUCUCCCUCUCUUAUAGUUUUCCUUCAACCUUUCUUCCUUUCUUUUUCUUGCAUAUCUUCCCUCUCUUAUUUCUUUCCUCCCUUCUUUUCUUCCUCUCUUCUUUCCUUCUUUCCUCCCCCUCGCGUUUCUCCCUUUUCUUCCCUCCUUCCUUUCGUAUUUCUUUCCUUCCUCCCUUCCUCUGGUAUUUCUUUCCUCCCUCCUUCCUCCCUCUCUCAUUUCUUUCCUUCAAUCUUCUUUCCUUCCUUCUUCUGGUAUUUCUUUCCUCUCUUUUUUUCCUUCUUCCCUCCCUUCCUUCCUUUCUCCCGUAUUUCUUUCUUUCUUUCCUUCUUUCCCUCCUUCUUUUCCCUUUUCCUCCAUCUCUUAUUCUUCCUUUUUUUCUUCCAUCCCUCCUUUGAUUUCUUUCCUCCCUUCUUUUCUUCCUUUUUCCUUUCCUUCCUUCCACUAGCAUUUCUUUCCUCCCUUCUUUUCUUCCUUUUUCCUUUCUUUCUUUCCACUAGUAUUUCUUUCCUCCCUUCUUUUCUUCCUUUUUCCUUUCCUUCCUUCCA